Molecule: messenger RNA, 5453 nt
Organism: Phlebotomus papatasi
Lineage: Eukaryota; Metazoa; Arthropoda; Insecta; Diptera; Psychodidae
Gene: prd1
Exons: 4
Coding region: 318-4433 (1371 amino acids)
Biological process (GO): lysosome localization; positive regulation of membrane tubulation; Golgi organization
Cellular component (GO): endosome membrane
Molecular function (GO): kinesin binding
Source: RefSeq, a predicted model, not a curated record
UGUACGCAUAAUCCAAUCAAUAUUUUCAUUCUUUUCGGACUACGCAUUGUUUUGCGAGUGAAAAUUCUCAUAAAGUGCAAUAAAACUUGGGAGAAACUGCAAUUUUGUGAUGUUGUGCCCAUGGAAAAGUGUCUGUGCACCUGGUGGUGAAGUGUUUUAGUGAAAUUUCAGGCUGGGUAGUUGGAAAAAAGGAAUUUUUAGUGGAGAACAAAAGGCAGGUGUGCUUCCGGGAAAACUCAUUGAUUUUUCCCUCACAUUCUGUGUCUUUUCCUGCUUCCUGAAGAUUUUUUUUUCGCGGUGAGACGGGAAAGAAGGACAUGCACAGUAACAUGAGCACAAAGGAAUGUGAGGUAGGAAGGGGUGGUGGUCCAGUUGAGGUAAUGGGAAAUUCCAGUGAGGGAAGGAUGCUGGAGUGUUUGACGGGAUUGGCACAGAAUCCGGAGAGAGUGAAAAAGAGUGAGUCCAAUACUGCUAUGACGAGCAGUGUGGCCAGCAUUCUGGAUGACACCACGCCCUUGAGUGACUCAGGGGUGCACCUCUUGGAUUCAGAAUCCAGUGAAUUGAAUGAAUCAAUCAUGUCAAGCAGUGGCUUUGACUUUGACGGAGCAUCUGCCGAAGGGAAAAUUUGCACUCAGGUUGUUUCAGAGGAUUUGGCUGGAGGGAAAAAGGAGGAGAGGGGAGUUCCGGGAAUGACAAGGAGUGACAUUGAAAAUUCAAAUGUGUUGGAACAUCAAGUAACUGAAGCUUCGGGGGAUGCUGUACAGAUUCCCGAUGAGAUGGUCUCUAGCACUUGUUCCACCUUUGAUACAGAUGCCAUUGUCUACCGACGAAGGGUGAAGAAGGGAAAAUCCGGUGGACAGAGUGCCCCGAAAAAACGGGUUUCCUUCCACGAGGAUAUUCUCAAGAAUACCAAAACGGACAAUAUUCACAUUGAGCACGGAUUUAUCACUUACAAAGGAUCAGCUGCAAAGAAAGCUCCCCAUGUCAGUCGAUAUUCCUGGUGUUCCGAAGGCGAUGGAGAUGACAAUGAGAACAAUCAGUAUGUCUAUCGGAAUGCCUGCUCGGAUGUUCUGGAUUACGGAAAGACAGAUAUCUAUGAGAAUCCAGCUGGAAAUUACAUCCCCUACGACAAUUCGGGAAUUUUCGAAUAUGGACCACAGUAUCGGGAGAGAAAUGACUUCUACAAAUGCCACUGUUCAGACUCCAAUUCCAGCCUCGAGUCCAAUGAGGAUGAUCGGAAUUCCAAUCAACGGAGAAAUUACCAGCAGGCUAAAUCGAGUUCCUGCGAUUGCAUCGGGGGCCAGAAUAACAAUGGACCCGUCAUCACGGAAAAUUGCUACUUUUCCGAACCCAGCAUGGACACCAUGAGAGACGGAGCCACCCAGGCAAAGUCCGUGUGGAACAAAGAACGAAAGCCCAAGAGUAGUUGCCUGAAGAAAACCACCAAACACACCGAUAUCAUCCAGGAGCAUGAUCUCAAUGGGAAAAUGAAGAAAUUCAAUGUCCAUCACAUCCCGGAAGUGAACAAUUUCAUUGAUAGCAAGACAAUUUUUGGCAGCCUGAAGAAUAUCUUUAGUAUUCCAUUGCCGGAACGGGGCGUGCCUGAGGGUUCGGAGGAUUUGCAGUCAGUCUGUGAGUGUAUUCCUGAGGGAGACAGUCGUCCAGAGUCACCAGUACGUCCACGGCCCUUCCUGUCCAAGAGCCUGGACCAGGGAUUGACUAAGAAAUCCCCAGGAAGCAAAAAAUACAUCCACAAUGUCGAUGAACAGCUCCGGAGGAAGAAUGAUGCUGACCUGUAUGCCCCGAGUGGUGCCGAGAGCCGAAAAAACAGCACAGAUCUCCUUUCCAGUGAAAUAUCUCAAAUCACAGAUACCAGUCAAUCCACUUACAGAAACAAAUUCAUCAUCAACUGCGAGAGCACAGUUUUUGAGCACACUGGAGUGUCCUACGAGGCUCAGGAUGGGGAUAAAGUCGUGCCAUUGGUGAAGGAUGCAGAACCUGAACCUACAUCCUUCCUCGCAGUCCCUUUCACCCGGAAGCUCAGCAGUAUUUUCAGAGGUUUCAAGGAGAGUCCACCAAAGGCAGACAGCACAAAGUCCCCGACAGAAGAAGCAAAAUUCACCCUCCUAGGAGCCACAGCUGAAGAGAAUACUCCCCACAAACCACCCCUCCCGGCUGAUGCUGGCAGACGUGGUGAAAAACCCAAAAAUCCAGGAAGAAAUCUCAUGGAAUCCAGCAUCACGUCAAAUUCCAGUGAUCGCAAUUCCACAAUAUCCGACAUCACAAGCCUCACGUCCAGCACCAUUCCAACGAGCGAUCGCCAAUUGGAUGGAUUUGCCAAGAUCUUCGGAGGAGCAGAUGUCUCCCCGCAGCAUUCAAGACACUUAGCAUCCCCAAUCCGGAAGAAAUCUCUAACAACAAAACCGCCAGAACGCGCAAGAAUGAGUCCAGAUCUCUUCAAUUCUGGUCGAGAUUCAAAAGCCACCAUUCUCUCCGAUGAAUUUGAUGAUAUCCUCACAAUAACCACAGAUACCAGUGAUAAGAAUGACAGUGAUAUGGUUAUUGUGGACUAUCCCGAUGUCACAAUUCCCGAUCGUCCCGAAUUGAGUGACUUUUUCAAGCCAGCCACAUCAAAAACCUCCCUAAUCAAUCGUUUUCUGCGUCAUGUCACGCAAAAGAAGAUUCUAGAUGCCACCAUCAAGAGGAAUCAGUUCUUCCUCUCCAAGAUGAGCAUCGAGAAGAAAGUCUGUGGAAAUUUGUAUGUAAAGGGAGUCAAACCACGCAAUCAGGAGCUCAUUGAAGAUCUCAAUGCUGAAAUUGCCCUGGAGAUUGAGAUGUCAGGGUAUCGUCAGGGACGCAGAGAAAAGUGCGAAUUAUCUAGCCUCCAUAUGGACAUUGGAGUUGGGGAGAUUUCUGUUGAAAUAUUCAAUGGGAAUUGCCUGCAUAUCCUGCGGAAUGAAUCUGAAAUCUUAAUGAAGGUCUUUAAACUCUACACUGGCUACAAUCGAGAUGGCCACAUGACACCGGUGCUUGUUUUCCUUACGGACAAGACACUCUAUGUAACGGAUUUGGUGCGGAAUCGAUUGUGCAAUAAAUUCGUGCUUCCCUACUCCGAGUUGGACGUUAUUCUGAUGGGACCUUAUGGGAACACGGUGUUGCUGUGCAAUGGUGCCAGGGAUAUGCAACAAGUUCUCCUGGCAGGAGGUCCAUAUCCUGCUGAUGGAUUGGUUUCAAGUUUAGAAAUCUGCGCUCGCAGAGGAGGAUCUAUUCUUCCUGCAGUUGGCCAACUUACGCUCGAUCACUUGGCUCCUUUGCAGGCUUUUGUGCGUGACAACUCAUCCAUUCCCAAAGGCGAUGCCUGGGAGUACUAUGCUGUUGUCAAUAUUCCAGCGGUGGGCUUGAGUUUGGAGAAGGAGCCUCUUGGUCCAUAUGUCAAGGGUCCAUUGAUGCACAGAAAUUUGGGGAUAAAUGGAGUGGCUCAGCCUUGGUAUGCCAGUUACUUUCUGUUGAAAGCCGGUGUGCUGUACAUGUUUUCAGAUGCUGCUCAGAAAAUUCCAUCCUGGGCCAUUGCUCUGACAGAGUGUCAGGGUGCCAGGAGAGCAAUCAAUACCACACGUCCUCACUGCUUUGAAUUGAUGCUGCGCACUGGAACUCUCCAGUUGGCAGCUCCUGAUGAGUAUGUGGCAUCGGAAUGGUUGCAGGCUCUUGUACAGUCAGCCAGUGGCUUGUUUGAGAUGCAAGAGAGACACUCAACUCUCGGAUGUACGUUGAUAAUGACGGCAAAUCAUUUGAUAACGUUACGAGAGGACUUUGCAGCUCCUUUGAGGAGAGUGAAUUCUGUGUGUCCUAAAUCACCGUCUAAGGAAAAUCUCGAUCCAAAUGGACGCAAUCCUUCACCUUAUGAGUCAUCCAGUGAAUUCAGCUCAACACUGAGUACUCCCACGAAAGGCGAUCGUAGAUCAAAUUCUACCUUGAGUACUCCAGUGAGGAAUACUGGAAAGGUUUCUGGGCAACUACUAAGUCCUCAACGUGGAGCUGCUGCUGAAGCAUCAGCUGAGAAGAGCUACACUAGCAUGAGUAGCUUCUAUGGGAAGAAUUCUGGCGUUGAGAUACUCACUUGUGCAGCAAUUGACGAAAUGGUAGCUCUCAAGAUUCCUUUGGCAGCCAACAAUUGGUGGUGUGUUUUGGAAUUUUCGUGUCAGGAAGUUCGAGAAAAUUCAGAUGAUUUGGUGGUUUUCUUUGCCACAAAUUCAGAGAUGAGGCGCUUCCUGGCAAUGUUGGAGAGAGUAUGGCAGGCCAAGAAGGAUGAACAGUUCCCAGUAACUCUGAUAUCCGAUGAAGAUCCGGUCGGUGAGCAUUGUACAAAGCUGUUUGCGGAAAUCAACAAGUCCUGGGAACCUUUACUUUCAGCUGCCCUUGGGUAUCCUCAGUAGAAAACUCUCUAGCUUUCUCUAGCACCUUUUUAAACCAACCACAUGAUAAUAUUUAUAUUUUUAGCCAAAUUUCGCUUUUGCGAUUUUAUUUUUAUUUUCUGUUUUAUUAGAGCCAUUUUAUGUGCAAAAAAACGUUGGUAUAAUAGUUUUUAAGUUGAAACCUUUACUGUGAUUGUGAUAUUUUUGCGCUAAUCUUUUUAUUUCAUUUGCCAUCGAGAGGAUCCCAUGUCCUCGAUGAUUUAUGUUCCUGCUUUCUGUGGCGCUCUUUGCACUUUUUACCAAAAAAAAGUGAACAUGAUUUAUAAAUUGUGGAAUUAAAGAAAAAAAAGAUAUUUCUAGUCUUGACAAUAUUAUAGAAAUAUUUUACCAAAAUUUGAAUCUCAUUCUAAAGAAAAAGAAAACAAAGAUAUUGUAAUUUGAAGUUAUUGAUUAAUCUCGAUAUAAUCAGACAGAAAGCACAAUAUUUAUUCACCGAGAAGUAGAAGGGGAAAAAUGGUUUUAGUGGAAUAUUUAAAUGUUACCCGAUCCAAAAAAAAAUCAUCUAAAUAACAUGAUAUUCUUAGAAUAAUUAAUAUGGAUUCUCUAUCAAAUAUUCAACUCUGAAAGUAUUUCAAAAACUGAUGAAUAACCCACUUCAUACUACUACACUCUACUACAAAAGCUUUGUAGCUCUUCUAUCCGAGAAAAAUGGACUUAGGCAGAAAUCUACAUAAUCUCUACUUGACAUGAUAUCUUUCUACUUCCUACUUCAGUUUGUUAUCCUACUUCAAUCUUCAUUUUUUUUUCAGUAGAUUUUUUACAAUAUUAAAAGAUUGACCUUUGAAGAAUGACUUUGGUUAGCUGUGAUUCUUGAUCAAGAUUGGUUAAAAUAUAACAUUUUUUUUAAUUUUAAUAAAUCUCAAUUUGAGCUAAAAAUUCCUGGAAAUUUGUAUAAUGUAUUCAAGAUAUUUAAAAGUACUCAAAGUACCAUCGUAUUCAUUGGAAGUCUGCCCUAGAAAAAACAAGCCACACCCCCUAAAA